AUGAUCUCAACGUUAGCCACUAGGAUUCCGACAUUUUGUAUUUCCCUGAAAACACUUCGUACUAAAGUCAUAAAAAGGUGCCACUCGAUUCCUGUACUCAGAGAUUAUCAGCAAGAUGCUAUAAAUGCAUGUGUCGAUUCAAUUCGACAAGGAACAAAAAGAAUUGGAGUAUCAUUAGCCACAGGGGGGGGUAAGACAGUAAUAUUCUCAAAUCUUAUCGAUCAGUUGCGUCAAAGCUAUUUGGGAGAAAAUGAAGGAAGUUUUAAAUCGCUGAUUUUGGUUCACAGAAGGGAGCUGGCUUUACAAGCGACAAACACUCUCAAAAAAAUAUUCCCUGAGCUGAAGGUCCAUAUAGAAAUGGGAAAAUAUGAGUGCGAUAUUGAAGAUUCUGACGUUAUUGUUGCAUCUGUCCAAACUUUAAUCAGAAGGCUCGAUAAAUAUAAUUCUGAUUCAGUGAAUCUCAUAAUUAUUGAUGAAGCCCAUCAUUCUGUAGCUAAUUCCUAUAGAAGUAUUUUAGAUCAUUUUAAUGCUUCAACUACAGAAACGAAAAUUCCUGUUGUUGGCUUCAGUGCAACUUUUGAAAGGGCAGAUAAGAGAGCUCUGUCGACCGUAAUGGAUAAAAUUGUGUAUCAUAGGGGAAUACUGGAAAUGAUUGAUGACAAGUGGCUAUGUGAGGCAAAAUUUACGUCAGUAAAAAUCGAGGCAGAUUUAUCAACUGUUAAAAGCACUACGGAUGAUUUUCAGCUGUCACCGUUAUCAUCCAUUAUGAAUACAAAUGAAAUCAAUGAGGUAAUCCUAAAAACUUACUUACAUAAAAAGCAAAAAAAAUCGUUAAAAUCUACACUAUUAUUUGGCGUUGAUAAAACACAUGUACGAAGUUUGCAUAAACUAUUCAAAGCCAAUGGUAUCACCACAGACUAUGUUACUUCGGAUACAAAACAGAUAGAACGAGAUAAUAUAAUUCAAAAAUUCAAGAACGGAGAAAUUGAAGUACUGAUGAACUGUGGAAUAUUCACUGAAGGGACAGAUAUGCCAAACAUUGAUUGUAUACUACUGUGUAGACCCACAAAAUCACGGUCACUUUUAAUUCAAAUGAUUGGAAGGGGGUUACGGUUACAUCACUCGAAAGACAAUUGUCAUAUCAUUGACUUCAUUGGGGCUUCUAAUGUUGGAGUAGUUUCUGCACCUACGCUACUGGGGAUAAGGAGUGAUGAAACCGAGUUUGAUGACGCUACAAUGGAGGACUUAAAAGCAAUUCAAGGCGAGAUAGUAGCUAAACAACAGAAAAUUGAUGAAAAAUUAAAGGCCUUAUUUCAAAAUAAUGAAACAACAGUGGGAAAUGUAUCUGAAAGAAAUAGCGCUGUCAAUUGGAUUCAAAAUGCAAAUUCACUUGAUUUGACCCUAUGCUCCUUUGAUAGUUUUAGAAAUUUUACACAAAGUAAUAACUCAUAUCCAGCCGGCAAGGAACUUGAUGAAGCUUCUGAAGCAAUAAAAGAAAUGGAGCUGCUAAUGAACUCACAAUACCCAUGGGUGAAAUUCGCCUCUAAUGCAUGGGGCCUCCCUUUAAAAGGCAAAAACCACUUGAGAGUAUACAAAGAGAAAUCAGAAGACAAAUCAUCGGUAGUAUAUCAUUUGAAAAUGUAUCGACAAUUACCCUCUUUUAUAACAAACAAAUACGCAGACUAUGUUCCAAAAAGCAUAAUAAAAGAUGCUAGUCUUUGGAACGUGAUGUCAAAGGUGGAAAAGAUUAUAAAUACUUUGAACCAGGACUUGGAAGGGCAAACCAUGCAAUACCAGGCAAUAUCAAGCAAAUUUUCAAAAUGGAGAAACGCAGCUCCUACGCCAAAGCAAAGAUGUUUUGUUUUCAAAAAAAUUAAGAAAGUGUACGGUGAGUCUGCAAAAGAUUUCAUUAGUUUAUCUUUGGAUGACAUUACUAAGUAUAUAGAUACGAAGAUGACGAAAGGUGAUGCUUCGAACUUGAUCUUUGCUAGCAGUUUGGCACCUGUCUAUCCGCUGAAGUCACUAUUACGAAUUUUAGAAUAUCAAAAAAGAAGAUCAUCUAUAAAGUAA
Messenger RNA from Saccharomyces mikatae IFO 1815, 2070 nucleotides. It is a transcript of the gene IRC3, whose product is annotated as double-stranded DNA-dependent ATPase. The coding region runs from base 1 to 2070 and encodes 689 amino acids. NCBI's taxonomy places the organism in Eukaryota, Fungi, Ascomycota, Saccharomycetes, Saccharomycetales, Saccharomycetaceae. The transcript has a single exon. The record is from RefSeq and is a predicted model, not a curated record. Gene Ontology annotation, molecular function: hydrolase activity; ATP binding; DNA binding.